Drosophila miranda is the source of this 270-nucleotide messenger RNA. RefSeq lists its product as uncharacterized. The coding region runs from base 38 to 250 and encodes 70 amino acids. The transcript has 2 exons. NCBI's taxonomy places the organism in Eukaryota, Metazoa, Arthropoda, Insecta, Diptera, Drosophilidae. The record is from RefSeq and is a predicted model, not a curated record.
AAGAGCAUCCAGCCCAAACAAACCAAAAACCACAAGCAUGUCGAAAUUUUUCAUGGUUGCCCUGGCAUUUGCCGCCGUCUGCCUGAUCCUGGCCAGCGCCGCCCCUGCACCUGCCGCACAGCUGCUGGAUGCACAGACAGCCAUCCAGAAGAUAAUUGCUGCCUACAAUCGCAUUCCAGGACGCUCUGUCGUCCACCCUGCGGAGGUGGCCACCGUGAUUGAUCCAAACACAUUUGUGGCCUACUACUGAAAGGACCUACUCUCUGUCCC